Pseudovirgaria hyperparasitica is the source of this 950-nucleotide messenger RNA. Its product is annotated as proteasome-domain-containing protein. Lineage: Eukaryota; Fungi; Ascomycota; Dothideomycetes; Acrospermales; Acrospermaceae. Bases 52 to 738 code for a protein of 228 amino acids. Gene Ontology annotation, cellular component: proteasome core complex. Gene Ontology annotation, molecular function: threonine-type endopeptidase activity. The transcript has 5 exons. The record is from RefSeq and is a predicted model, not a curated record.
UCUGUUCAUACCUGUCGUACUCCAUUUGAACACUCCACGAUCUGAUCCAACAUGCAGCCCACAGGCAUCCUCGGUGAAGAUGGGAUUCACGUCGAUAUGAACCACCUAAAGAAGGGCGAGGUCAACCUUGGAACGUCGAUUAUGGCGAUCAACUUCAAAGAUGGAGUUAUACUGGGUGCGGAUAGUCGAACGACGACGGGUGCCUACAUUGCGAAUCGCGUGACAGACAAGCUUACACAAGUACACGAUACGAUAUGGUGUUGCCGGUCAGGUUCAGCAGCCGAUACUCAGGCAGUUGCGGACAUCGUCCAUUACUAUCUCGGCAUGUACGGCGUCAGUAAUGACGAGCCACCUACCACCCAGACUGCUGCUGCGCUGUUCCAAGAUCUCUGCUACUCAAACAAGGACCAACUCAGCGCUGGCAUGAUCAUUGCCGGCUACGAUGCACGACAUGGAGGUCAGGUGUACUCCAUUCCUCUCGGUGGAUCUCUUCAUAAACAAUCCUACGCAAUAGGAGGAUCUGGCUCAACAUACAUCUACGGAUAUUGCGACGCCAACUGGCAGGAGGGUAUGACCGAGGAAGAGGGUGUGAGAUUCGUCAAGGGAGCACUCGCGGAGGCGAUCAAGUGGGACGGCAGUUCCGGAGGUGUGAUCAGGAUGGUUGUUCUGACGGCGAAGGGAGCACAAAGACACCUAUAUCUACCCGACAAUGGCUACACAGGUCCUGGAACAAAAUGAAUGGCACGCUUGCGGGUGGGCAGGAUGUAUUAUACAUAUGCUUCUUUGAGUCGAAGCUUUGACAAGCAUAUAGAUCAAUGACGUGCAUGAGAGCGAUCUUGAUCGUUUUGCUGUUUGAACAUACAUUUGCAAUGUUAUUAGAUAUGUUUCGCCACGAUGCAAGAAGGACUAUCUAUACCGAAUCUUCCCAAGACUGAAUGAAGCUGAGUCAU